CCGCUGACAAGGCUUACGUUCUCUGUCGCACUCGCUCACUCUCUGUCCGUCUGUUGCUCGGAGAGCUAUCGAAGAACCGGAAGUCGCUCGAGCUUACCUAGAGGAAAUCAACAGUUAUCCGGAAACCAUCCCGCUGCGAUAAUAUUUUCUAAUAUCAGGAUGAGGUGCAACAAAGGAAUACUCGCCCUGGUCUGCCUGACUUCGGUCGUCCUGAUGUCCGGAGAGGCUGCCGCCCUUCCCCCGGCGCAGUGUAGUCCCGGUUUUCUCGACGAAGUCCCACCGAGGAUUCGCAAGGUCUGCGCGGCCCUCUCGACCAUCUACGAGCUGGGCUCCGCCAUGGAAACCUACCUCGACGAGAAGACUUACAACUCCGGCCCGGUCAUCCACGGAAACGUCCCCCUGCCUGACAGCGGAGUGAAACGUCAGGACGUCGACCACGUCUUCCUGCGUUUCGGAAGGCGACGCUAGGCGUCGGGAAGCCGCUGACCGCGCUUAUUCGUAAGACGGAAGACGACGCCCGCAGCAAAUCUCCCGACCCUCUAUUUCCGGCAGAAAAUUUUUCAAACAAAUUUCAACAAUUCACAAUUAUUGUUCACAUCGUAAUUUCUUGGUCACGACGCGUUUCAAUGGUCGAUAAUGAUACUUACUUUGUUGUUAACUUUUAAGUCCAAUAACACCGCCAUCGUUAGCCGAUCGUUCAACGAAUGUGUUUAAGAGAGAAAUAACGUCAAUUAUCGAAGUCUAAGGCUGAUGGUUGAAGCAACGCGAUGUAAGAGCAAAUUCGUUGACGAAUCUUUAAUCAUGACCCAGAAUGAUGAUUUCAUUUCUAUUUAUAUCUGGAACAUCACGCUGUAGGUAUCCGUUAUUUACGGCAGAACGAAAUAUAGAAUAAUUGUUUAAUUGGUGCACAGCGAGAGCUGACGUACCUCGUUAUUUCCGUUUACUCUUGAAGAUUCGCGUCGUGACGAUAUCCUAGUCAGUAUUUACAUUUAAUUACGCUCGCUAAACGAGCUAAUAAAUCUGUCAAAUACCUACGUAAAAACAUCGUAUCGUAUUCGAAAGUUCGUAUUGUUAUUUGCACCAACCACCUCGACACACGUACGUUACCUAUUUUACAUAUACAAUUAACAAAUCAACCGCAGUAUUAUUAUACAUUAUUAUACAAAUAAAUAUAUUAUAUAUACAUACAUAUAUAUAUUGUAUAUAUAUAUAUGUAUUAAAGCUAUUUGACGUUUAAAUAAAAACCAGAAUCAAUC
Diprion similis is the source of this 1256-nucleotide messenger RNA. It is a transcript of the gene Ms, whose product is annotated as myosuppressin. The transcript is spliced from 3 exons. The record is from RefSeq and is a predicted model, not a curated record. Lineage: Eukaryota; Metazoa; Arthropoda; Insecta; Hymenoptera; Diprionidae. The coding region runs from base 160 to 468 and encodes 102 amino acids.